Molecule: messenger RNA, 1614 nt
Organism: Linnemannia hyalina
Lineage: Eukaryota; Fungi; Mortierellomycota; Mortierellomycetes; Mortierellales; Mortierellaceae
Source: the annotation of a GenBank genome assembly
AUGAUGACCUCCUUUAUCUCCGGCAAAAAGACCCGAGUGUGGACCACCUCCAUCUCGCUCAUGGCUGCCAUCGGUCUUGCUCAUGGACAAAUUGUUGUUGAACCAACUAUCCCAACAGGCGAACCAACUCAAGGACCAUCGUCGACUAUUUCAGCGUCAACGACAACAUCAACGUCAAGCACAACCACGACAACAACACCAACAACAACCAUAUCACCAACAGUCUCGUUUACCCCCUCUCCUACCCUCCCAUCCAGCAGCACUUCCGCCACACUGAGCCCUUCCCUCUCUCCUCCUCCUCCAGUCACAAGUACUGCCCCAUCGUCAACAAUUAACACCAACACCAGUACGGGCACCUCAAUCUCCACCGCUAUUGUUGUCCCCACUCCCUCUGGUACCUCUAACUCGUCCUCGUCCAACCUCCCCGUCAUUGUCGGCUCUGUUGCCGGUGCUGCAGCCCUGAUCAUCAUCAUUGCCACCGCCAUCAUCUGUCUACGACGCAAGAAACGCAACAACCGCGAUCUGACCUUUGAUGUCCUCGAGGGCAUGAACGCAGGUGGCGCCGGCGCCGCCACCUCUUCGCGCGCUCGUCAGAGCCAGCAACAUUACCGCGCCAAUGCCCUCCCCACACCCGCUCUCCCUCCCACCAACAUCAACACCUACGACGACGACGGAUACGACUAUGAUAACCAAGUCGGAGCGCAGGGGUAUGGUGGUCACCAGGGCUACGAUGACACUGGAUAUGACGCCUAUGGAAACCCUCACCACGCCUAUCAGAACCCUUCCAUCUUCCAGGAGGAUUCUAUGGCCUACUCGACCGCCAAUUCAAUGUCGGCCCGGAACAGACAGGGAUAUGACCAGAACCUGCCCGAGAUUGUCUACAGGAAUGGCAAUGACUUGAUUCAUCCCUCCGGUGGCGCUACGGGUUAUUAUGAGGACGACUUGUACAGCCAACAGAUUGCUGGAGCCAAUAAUGGAUGGGAUCAUCAGAACGCUGCUCCAGGUGGAUACAUUGGACCCAAGGGUCUCUGGAUUGCCAACCCGACUAAUGAGAAGCAAUACCAACAACAGCAACAGCCGUACCAGGACGAGAUGGAGUUGCAGCCACCAUUAUCGUCGAGCGGCAUGACCUACGAGAAGAACUCGAUCACCCAGUACGACUCGGACACCGCCGUCGACUCUUCCAGCCCCCCUAGCAAGUUCCGUGGCCACAACCCUCAGGCCCUGCCUGAAUCCCCUCGUCUGCAGCAGUUGAGAGGCGGCGAUCUCUUUGGACAGGAUGGCGGUUCUCCCUCCACCCCUACCUCGCCUCGCCCCGCCGAUGCCAAUGUGACGGUCGCAGCAGAACCUACACGCGCCGCAAGCCCUCCUCUUACCUCUGUGGGCGCAAGCGGAAGCCCUAGAUUGAUGAGCAGGGCCGAAAUGCGAAGCUUUGAAAUGACCAGACAUUCUCCUGGUCGGUCUUCUAGUGAGGGUGCACAGAGUUAUGCGGAUGAUUUGCCUAGCCCAGGACGACCUUCGGUUUCGGAUCGUCCCUCGAUGGAAGGCGGUGGAGGAUCCAACUUGAACCCUAACAAGAGUUUGCGGACUUUGCGCCGUGAGGACUGGUCAUAG